Molecule: messenger RNA, 753 nt
Organism: Choloepus didactylus (southern two-toed sloth)
Lineage: Eukaryota; Metazoa; Chordata; Mammalia; Pilosa; Megalonychidae
Gene: C1H21orf140
Product: family with sequence similarity 243 member A
Exons: 1
Coding region: 1-753 (250 amino acids)
Source: RefSeq, a predicted model, not a curated record
AUGCUUUACUUUGCAAACCCUCUUUUAAGAAAUACCAUUUUCAGAAGUCAAUUUGAUAGCACCAAGAGGAGGCAAUGCCUCCAAUAUUUGAAAACCCUGAGAACCCUGCAACAUGGUGGAUUUAAGACCAUAUUUUUGGGUGAAACCAAUAUCCCAGAAAGUCUUGUAACUGGGGAAGAUUCCAGUGAUGGAUAUUUCAUGCCAAAUCCAACUUGGUGCAUUGUGCAUGCUGGGGGCAGUCAAGGUUGGGUGCCUUGGAAAUAUCGGGUAUUCCUAAGAGAUGAGUUAUGUACCAAACAAGAAGACGGCCUCUUCUUUGAGUUCUGUGAUGUGGUAAAGAAGAUCUAUGGGAGUUGUGCCAUCGUGGUCAAAGAGAGAAGGUGGCAGGACAGGAUGAGGCCAAAGGAAGACGAGUCUGAGGCCCAGUGCCAGGCCCCAUCGGUCAUUAAUUUAACAAGCAUCGUGUGUUCCCCUGAGGUGGCCAAGUCCUACGGCCAUGAACUGCUCUGUCUGCCUUCCCCUUACAAUUACUUGAACCCUUUGGACUCAGCCUGGUCUUCUCUGAAGUGGUUUAUCAUCAACAACAGAAAAGAGUUUUCUUUACAGUCUAUUGACAGCAUCUAUUCUUACCAGUAUAUACUUUUCAACAAUUUAAUUAGCAAAGGGAUUGAAAGGAUAAACCCUAGCAAGUGGAAAACAAUAACUAACAGAGUACGGAGAUGGGAAAACUACUAUCUUGGUAAAUUUUCUUAA